Molecule: messenger RNA, 3095 nt
Organism: Mercurialis annua (annual mercury)
Lineage: Eukaryota; Viridiplantae; Streptophyta; Magnoliopsida; Malpighiales; Euphorbiaceae
Product: putative pentatricopeptide repeat-containing protein At3g23330
Exons: 2
Coding region: 353-2608 (751 amino acids)
Biological process (GO): RNA modification
Molecular function (GO): RNA binding; protein binding; zinc ion binding
Source: RefSeq, a predicted model, not a curated record
AUGAUAUGAUGGGACGGAACAGAAUAGAAUAGAUCAAUAUGGAUAAUUUAUUUUAGGCAGAAGAGAUACUGUAAUCUCAGACACUUGAGGCUGAAAAAAUCCGAAAAACUUGAAAAUAAUUAACUCUAAAGUAGAAGUAUUUUUCUACAAUUGAUUAAAAUAACUAAGUGUGAAUUAAUUUAUCGUAAAUCAGUUCCGGGAUGACAUAGGUGCCAAGCUCAGAUCAGUAAUACACGUCGGAGCAGCUUUCUGAAUCUUCCUUGUUCUCAUAGUAUGAUUGUUCUGACAGAACCUAAACAGAAACCUGAAAACUGUCACCAGAGACCAGUUUAAUGCCAUUUAUUGUGGUAAAAUGAGAUGGACUUGUCUGAGCAGCAAAUACUUUCACUCAAAACCAACUCAUUUACUUUCUUCACUUCCCAUAAACACCUCUAAAUUUAACCACCGCCAUUAUCAACAUUUCCACCGGAAUCUUGGGUCUUUAUCGUCUGGUUUCUCGGAUAAUGCCACAAAUUCAAAGUUAUUACACUCCAGUCUUAUAAAGACUGGAUCUUUUCAAAACCUUGGUGUCACUAAUCAUCUUUUGAAUAUUUAUGUUAAGAAUUCUCAGAACUUAUAUGAUGCCCGCAAGCUGUUCGAUGAAAUUCUCUAUAGAGAUGUUCGCACUUGGACUACUCUGAUUUCAGGUUUUGCUCACAGUGGCAACUUUAAAAUGGUGUUGGGAUUUUUUAGAAGGAUGCAAAGGGAGGGUUUUUGUCCUAAUCAGUUUACCUUAUCUAGUGUUCUGAAGUGUUGCUCUAGUUCAUGUGAGAUAAGAUAUGGGAAGGGGAUUCACGGGUGGAUUUUGACCAGUGGCAUCGGGUUUGAUGUUGUUUUAGGGAAUUCACUUCUUGAUCUUUAUGUGAAAUGUGGAGAUUUGGUUUAUGCGAAAAGAUUGUUUGAUGCAAUGCAAGAGAAAGGUACUACGUCGUGGAAUAUAAUGAUCGGUGGAUAUCUGUAUGUGGGAGAUGUGGGAAGUGCCCUUGAGGUGUUUCACAGUCUGUGCUUCAAAGAUGUUGCUAGUUGGAACACGAUUGUAGAUGGGUUGAUGAGAAAUGGGUUCGGAAAUAUUGCGUUGGAGCUGCUUUAUAAGAUGGUUGAAAGUGGAACUGAGUUCAAUUUGGUUACCUUUUCUAUAGCUUUGAAUUUAGCUUCGUUUUUAUCGCUUUUGGUAUUAGGUAAAGAGGUUCAUGGUCGGGUUCUAAAACUUGCAAUUCUUGAUAAUGGGUUUAUUAGGAAUUCAAUUAUAGAUAUGUAUUGCAAAUGUGGGGAAAUGGAGGAUGCGUCCAGGGUAUUUAGAAAUACAUCUUUGGUGAUUUCUUGUGACGACUCAUUGGCAGAAAUUGUCUCAUGGAGCUCAAUGGUUUCUGGAUAUGUUAGGAAUGGUGAGUAUGAAUAUGCUUUACAAACGUUCAGCUCUAUGGUUCGUGAUCAUGUUCUGGUUGACAAAUUUACAGUCACGAGUGUUGUUUCUGCCUGUGCAAAUAUUGGGUUUUUGGAAUUAGGAAGGCAAAUCCAUGCAUACAUUCUAAAAAUUGGGCACAAAGUGGAUGCUCAUCUGGCUUCCUCACUGGUUGAUAUGUAUGCCAAAUGUGGAAGCCUAAACGAUGCUCAGAUGAUAUUUAAUCAAAACAGUGAUCUAAAUGUUGUUCUAUGGACAUCAAUGAUAUCCGGGUGUGCUUUGCAUGGACAAGCAAGGGAAGCUAUUAGACUGUUCGAGUGUAUGAUGAAUGAGGGAAUUACCCCAAAUGAGAUUACAUUUGUCGGUGUUCUAACUGCGUGUAAUCACGCAGGGUUGCUCAAGGAAGGGCACAAAUAUUUUGACCUGAUGGCGAAAGUUUAUGGCAUCAAGCCUGGUGUUGAACACUAUGCUUGUAUGGUAGAUCUUUAUGGUCGAUCUGGUUGCUUGAGUGAGGCGAUGGAUUUCAUUCAAGAAAAUGGCAUCUCCGACAUGAGUGCAGUUUGGAAGUCAUUUCUAUCUUCUUGCAAACUUCACAAAAAUGCCAAGAUGGGAAAGUUGGCAUCUGAAAAACUAGUCCAGCUUGAACAAUCUGAUGCGGGUUCCUAUGUUUUGUUAUCAAACAUGUAUGCCGCGGAUAAUAGGUGGGAAGAGGCAGCUGAUGUGAGGAGUUUAAUGCGGCAGAAAGCAGUUAAGAAACUUCCUGGACAGUCGUGGGUUCAACUCAACAAUCAGAUACAUAUUUUCAGAAUGGGAGAUAGUUCCCAUUCACAAAAUGCUGAUAUAUAUCCGUACUUGGAGAAGCUGAUUGGAAGAUUAAAAGAAAUUGGGUACUCAUCUGAUCUGCAGCCAGUGGCACAAGAUGUGGAAGAAGAGCAAAGUGAAAUUCUUCUUGGUUUUCAUAGUGAGAAACUAGCGCUUGCUUAUGCCAUUAUGCGCACAUCUUCUGGAAUGCCAAUUCGCAUAAUGAAGAAUCUUCGGAUCUGUACUGACUGCCAUAAUUUUAUGAAGUACACAUCUCAGCUUUUAGAUAGAGAAAUCGUUGUGAGAGAUCUUCGCCGGUUUCAUCAUUUUAAGCAUGGAUACUGCUCCUGUGGAGAUUACUGGUGACAGAAGCCGGAUAUGCAUGGUGAUAGCCUUGGUCUAAUUGAUUCAGUUGUUAUGACUUACAAGUGUCAGUGUCAUCCAUUUAAUCAUGAUUGGCAUUGGUAUUGUUGAACGGAAAAUUUACACGAUAUCUUAGUAUAAAUCAGAAUUGCUAAGUUCUCCGUUGUUUGAUUAUAAUGUUGCACAUAAAACAGAACGCAGGCAUCACAUCCUUGUCAACUCCACCUAAGGAUUGUUCUACAGGUUUGUAGAAGUAUUUGGAUAAAAUAUGGUUCAUUAGAUGAAUGUUCUUUGCUCGAGCUGAAUUGAUUAAUCUUACCAGAAGAAGUUUCUUUUGUAUUUUAGAAGCCAAUAAGAAAAAGCAAGUAUAAGUAAAGGAUAUAGUGUUGGUUUCCAGUGUUCAUAAUCAUAAUGUUAAGGCAAAACGUAUAUUUGGGUCCCUGCACUUAUCCGCUUUUUGGCAUUGAAUCCCUACACUUUUAUCUGUCAA